AAAAUAAAACCAUAAUCAGCACAUUUCCCUUCUUGAGCAAAACUGGAGUUGGUAAAAUUUCAUUGAUAACAGGUAACUGGUGAGUGUUGCAGGCCCAGACCAAAACCAUGGCUUUCCUCCAUUCCAUGCUGCUGCCACUGGGGCUGUUUCUGUACCUUGGACUGCAAUUUUCUUCUGCCAGCCCUGCAAAUUACAGUGACAACUGCACGGUCUUUGAUAAGGUCUUCACUACCACCAGCCCAGGCAUCACGGCCAAUUCGGUUAUUUAUGAAAGCAGCACUGCCUACACAGUGUGGGUUCCUGUGGAUGACAGCAUCAGCUCCGUGGUCCUGCGAGCAGUGGACAACAACAACAACUCCGUGGGCUUCUGGCAGGACGCAGACGAGCAAUGCUAUAGCAGCUCCCUGUAUCACGUGACACGCGCAAUCAACAUGCUCUUCAAGGCAGACUGGAUGUCUCCUGAUUCUGGGAACAUAACGGAAGUCGAGUUACAAGCCUUUGCUGUCACUCCCCACAAGACGGCUACAUUUUCUUCUCUGAAAAUGAAAAAAAGAGUGACAACCACAAGAUUGGCCUCUGAGUUUCCCACAACCUCGACAUCCAAGAUUCCCACAACCUCAGCCUCCAAGAUUCCCAUGACAUUUACCUCCAAGAUUCCCACGACCUUGUCCUCCAAGAUUCCCAUGACCUUGACCUCCAAGAUUCCCACAACCUUGACAACCAGAAGCUCAGCCAACACAGCCUUUGGCAGCUCCACCACAGACGCCAUUCACAUCCUGCUCGCUUUUCUCACCAGCAAACUCCUCUUCUAA
This is a messenger RNA of Galeopterus variegatus (Sunda flying lemur), 812 nucleotides long. It is a transcript of the gene PLET1, whose product is annotated as placenta expressed transcript 1. The record is from RefSeq and is a predicted model, not a curated record. Gene Ontology annotation, biological process: positive regulation of cell migration; wound healing, spreading of epidermal cells; negative regulation of cell-matrix adhesion. NCBI's taxonomy places the organism in Eukaryota, Metazoa, Chordata, Mammalia, Dermoptera, Cynocephalidae. The transcript has 5 exons. The coding region runs from base 108 to 812 and encodes 234 amino acids. Gene Ontology annotation, cellular component: external side of plasma membrane; apical plasma membrane.